CUCCACAGCUGAAGCAGCAGGCAGCUAGACAUAACAGCAGGCAGAUCUUCAUCCAUCUCCACCAUGAAGUCAGCAGCAGCUCUCAUCGCUCUUCUGGUCGUCCUGCUGGUCGGAGAAACAAUAGGUCAAAGGGGCAGUCUGGGAAGGUGCAAGUGUCAGGAUGAGGGGGUCCAGUUCAUUCGCCCAAAACUCAUCGAGAGCCUGGAGGUGAUUCCCUCCUCCUCGUCAUGUGACAAAGUGGAGAUCAUUGUCACUUUGAAGAAUGGGGAUGGAAAGAAGUGCCUGAACCCAGAAAGCCCAUUUGCUCAGAAUUACGUCAAGAGAUCCAUUAAAAAGAGGAGUGUGGAGACCAAGCCCUGAGAUGGUCAACUCAGAACUCACCUCAUGUUGUCAUGGCAUCAUCAGAGCAACAAACUAUGUCUGAAAUGGAAAAGGCAGCUAUGAAUUAAAUUAUUUUAGUAGUAAAUACUAUUAACAGUACUACUGUAUAGGCCAAUUUGUAAGCUAUUUUUAAAGUUAAAUUUGUCUGAAAUUGGUAUACCAUUUAUGAAUUGUAAUAUACUGUAGGCUAUGUGUAUGUCCAAUGCCUUUAUUACUGUUGGGAUUGUUAUUGAAAGUUUGGGAAAAAAAAGUUUUUGU
Messenger RNA from Engraulis encrasicolus (European anchovy), 639 nucleotides. RefSeq names its product C-X-C motif chemokine 11-6-like. Bases 64 to 360 code for a protein of 98 amino acids. The transcript has 4 exons. Gene Ontology annotation, cellular component: extracellular region. The record is from RefSeq and is a predicted model, not a curated record. Lineage: Eukaryota; Metazoa; Chordata; Actinopteri; Clupeiformes; Engraulidae. Gene Ontology annotation, molecular function: chemokine activity. Gene Ontology annotation, biological process: immune response; defense response; chemotaxis.